Messenger RNA from Lathyrus sativus (Indian pea), 2469 nucleotides. The record is from the annotation of a GenBank genome assembly. NCBI's taxonomy places the organism in Eukaryota, Viridiplantae, Streptophyta, Magnoliopsida, Fabales, Fabaceae.
AUGGGAGAUAGCGAACCAAUGGUUGCAGAAACAUCGGCGACCGAGUCUUAUCCAUUAGACGGUUACGAUAACACUAACACUGCUUCCAAUCCUGUUCCCGAAGCUGGUGCUACUGCUGUUGCUGAGGUUGCAGGAGAAGCUGCUGCUCAGGCUAAUUCAGGCUAUGAGCUUCCUUAUUCGGGUGAUGGGAGUGCGUAUGCUGCUGGGGGUCCUAAUUCUGUACUUCAACAAGCUCAAUUUAGUGCUGUCGAUGAGUCUAAGCAAGCUAUUGGAGUGCCUGACGCUAAUGAUGCCUCCGGUGUGGUUGGAAUGGAAGCUACAGAGUCUGCGAUUGUUUCUGGUGAUCAUUCGUCUGUAAAUGGUGGGGUUGAUACAACUGGACAUGAAAAUGGAAAUGCACCGGAGAAUGUUGAUGGUUCAGCUGAUGAGAAACAACUUACAGAUGCUUACGCAGCUGCGUUGUCUGCUGAAGAAGAUCGUUUGUGGAACAUUGUAACAGCUAAUUCUUCAGAUUUUACUGCUUGGACUUCUCUGAUUGAAGAAACAGAGAAGGUGGCAGAGAGCAACAUUUUGAAGAUUCGUAGAGUCUAUGAUGCAUUCCUGGCAGAAUUCCCUUUGUGUUAUGGGUAUUGGAAGAAAUAUGCUGACCAUGAGGCGCGCCUUAGCUCUGCUGAUAAAGUUGUUGAAGUUUAUGAGCGUGCUGUUCAAGGGGUUACAUAUUCGGUGGACAUGUGGUUGCAUUAUUGCAUAUUUGCCAUAAGCACCUAUGGGGAUUCAGAUACAGUUCGUAGGCUUUUUGAACGAGGAUUAGCUUAUGUUGGAACAGAUUAUCUUUCAUUUUCUCUUUGGGAUAAAUACAUUGAAUAUGAGUACAUGCAGCAAGAUUGGGCACGUCUUGCGGUGAUUUACACCAGAAUAUUAGAGAAUCCAAAUCAGCAGUUGGAUCGGUAUUUCAGCAGCUUCAAGGAGUUGGCUAGUAAUCGACCUUUGUCAGAAUUACGGACAACUGAGGAAGUUGCUGCAGUUGCAGAUGUUGUUCCAGAGGGUACUGACCUAGGUGUUGAAGGAGAGGUUCGUCCCAGUGCUGCAGAGAAUUCUCCUAAACAUGUUAGUACUGGAUUAACAGAAGCAGAAGAGUUGGAGAAGUAUAUUGCCAUUAGAGAAGAGAUGUAUAAGAAAGCAAAAGAGUUCGAUUCUAAGAUCAUCGGUUUUGAAACAGCAAUCAGGAGGCCCUACUUUCAUGUACGUCCUCUUAAUGUUGGAGAGCUUGAGAAUUGGCAUAGCUAUCUGGAUUUUAUAGAAAGAGAAGGUGACUUAAGCAAGAUUGUCAAGUUGUAUGAGAGAUGUGUCAUUGCUUGUGCCAAUUAUCCUGAGUACUGGAUACGUUAUGUUUUGUGCAUGGAAGCUAGUGAAAGUAUGGAUCUUGCAAAUAAUGUUCUUGCUCGGGCAAGCCAAGUCUUUGUCAAGAGACAACCUGAGAUACAUAUUUUUUGUGCUCGGUUCAAGGAGCAGGCGGGAGAUAUAGUGGGUGCUAGAGCGGCGUAUCAUCUUGUGCACACUGAAAUUUCUCCAGGCCUUCUUGAAGCAAUAAUUAGGCAUGCCAAUAUGGAACAUCGAUUGGGGAAGUUGGAGGAUGCGUUCUCUUUGUAUGAACAGGCCAUUGCCAUUGAGAAAGGAAAAGAACAUUCACAAACACUGCCAAUGUUGUUUGCUCAGUAUUCUCGAUUUGUUUAUUUGGCUUCUGGAAAUGCUGAAAAGGCUAAAGAGAUUUUAGUUGGGGGGCUUGAGAAUGCUUCACUGUCAAAGGCACUACUUGAGGCUUUAUUGCAUUUUGAGGCUAUUCAACCCCAGCCAAAACGAGUUGACAUUGACUUUUUAGAGUCAUUGGUUGUAAAAUUCAUAACGCCCAACCCAGAGAACCCUGGGGUAGCAAGUGCAACAGAGCGUGAAGAACUUUCUACUAUUUUUCUGGAGUUUUUAAAUCUCUUUGGAGACGUUCAAUCUAUCAAAAGGGGUGAGGAUAGACAUGCCAAAUUGUUCUUGCCACACAGGAGCAUGUCAGAGUUGAAAAAACGUCAUGCAGAGGAUUUCUUAGCUUCAGAUAAAACUAAAGUGUCGAGAGCUUAUUCUGCUCAAUCACCAGGCCAUUCUGUAACGGGUGCAUAUCCAAAUGCACCUAACCAAUGGACUAACUAUGGAGUACAGCCUCAAACUUGGCCAGCGACCACACAAGGACAGCAAUGGCCUGCUGGCUACACCCAGCCGGCUUCAUAUGGGGCUUAUCCUGGAUAUGGAGGCAACUAUGCUAACCCUCAAUUGCCUGCACCAGUUCCACAAAGCACUGCUUACGGGGCCUAUCCUCCUGCAUAUCCUGCACAGGCACUUCCUCAACAAAAUUAUGCACAACCUGCAGCCCCGGCACAGCAACCCGGAACAGUUCCUCAGGCCUAUUACGGGAGUUAUUACUGA